AUGCAGGAGGUGGUGAAGAAACGGCCGAUAAUCUCUGCUAGAGAAAGAGGUCCAGGUCCUGGUCGUUACUCCCUCCCUCCUACAGUUGGAUACAUGAACCAUGACUUCACGAAGCCCAGCAGCCCCGCCUACUCCUUCCACAGCCGCAUGAGCAGCGCCUUGUUCUCUGUGGACUCCAGUCCAGGACCGAGGUACCACAUCGAUGCUAAGGUGACCCGCUUCGGCCGGAUGGAGACGCCGUCCUACUCCAUCCUGGGCAGAGGGAGACGCCCCGCCAAUACCUUCCAGACUCCAGGCCCUGGGGCCUACAGCCCAGAGAAGGCUCCACCUCUCAACGCUCAGCGCAGACCGCCAUCCUACACCAUCAGCUCCCGCACCAGAUACCGCUCCACGGAUGCUAUCCCCGCCCCCAACAGCUACUGCCUCCCCAGUCUGCUGGGCCAGCAGGUCCCUAAUAAACCGUCCAGCGCCAGCUUCAGUUUCUCUGGGCGGAGGAAGGUGGGCGCUCCGUCUGAGGACCUCUCCAUGAGCCCCGGGCCGGCCCGCUACGACACCACCAACCCAGACAUCUACCACCAGCGCCAGCCCUCCUUCUCCAUCCAGAAACGGACGAAGAGGCCCAACUACUCCUCGGCCAUCCCCGGACCAGGAGCCUACAGCCCCGAGAAGUUCCACACCCACCUCCCCAAACCCCCGGCCUUCACCCUGGGGGUCCGGCACUCAGAGUUCGUCACCCCGCUGGUGGUCGACGUCAUCGACUGA
Centropristis striata (black sea bass) is the source of this 762-nucleotide messenger RNA. It is a transcript of the gene odf3l2a, whose product is annotated as outer dense fiber of sperm tails 3-like 2a. The record is from RefSeq and is a predicted model, not a curated record. The coding region runs from base 1 to 762 and encodes 253 amino acids. Gene Ontology annotation, cellular component: cytoskeleton. Lineage: Eukaryota; Metazoa; Chordata; Actinopteri; Perciformes; Serranidae. The transcript has 6 exons.